This is a messenger RNA of Helobdella robusta, 1221 nucleotides long. RefSeq lists its product as hypothetical. Lineage: Eukaryota; Metazoa; Annelida; Clitellata; Rhynchobdellida; Glossiphoniidae. The record is from RefSeq and is a predicted model, not a curated record. The transcript has 10 exons. Bases 1 to 1221 code for a protein of 406 amino acids.
AUGAACUGUCAAGUGAUGGAAGAGAAAACUCUUGACUUGCAGAACCUAAAAGCCUCAACUGUUGGCAAUUUUGAUUAUGUUUUAUCUUGUGGACUGCUAUCAAAAACUUCCAAUGAUGAGAUGCUGAAGAUUUUAAAACAAGUUUUGAACUUGCUGAAACCUUCAGGAAAGUAUGCUUUCUGUGAGGAUUGCUCUGCUGUGUGUGAAGUUGAAAAUGGUGAAGAAAUAAGAAGAAAUGUCAUGUUUUACAAUUCAGCAAUUGAGUCAGUUUCAUGUUCCUCCAUUGUAGAAAUGCCAACUGAGAAAGAUGGGCCACACCAACAUCAUCAUGCAUUCGAGGUGACCCGGAGUUUUCAGAUGAAGUCUUCUUUCAAGAUGUUCUGGUUGUUAACAAAAACUGGACCACAAGAGCAGCAUCUACUGAAUUCUGAACAUUCUGGUUUCAAAACAUUGCAAGAGUUUUUAAACAAAAAUCAGUACACACUCAAUGGUAUCCUCAAGUACGAGCGAAUAUUUGGGGAGGGCUUCAUAAGUACUGGAGGCAUUGAUACUACAACGGAAUUUGUUGAAAUGUUAAAGUUGAAAGCUGGCGAAGAUGUGUUGGAUGUUGGUUCAGGCAUCGGCGGGGGAGCAUUCUACAUGGCUCAGAAAUUCAAUGUGAAUGUUACUGGAAUAGACUUAUCUUCCAAUGUUGUGGCCAUAGCAUUGGAAAGAACUAGACAAAAAAAUAUCAAUAAUGUAUCUUUUGAAGUUUGUGAUGCAUUAAAAAGAAAUUUCCAGAGCGAAUCGUUUGAUGUUAUUUACUCAAGAGACACUAUCCUGCACAUCUCUGACAAGAAGAAAUUGUUCACUCUCUUCCACAAAUGGUUGAGGCCAGGCGGAAGGUUGCUGAUUUCUGAUUAUUGCUGCACACAAGACAGCUGGUCCGAUGAUUUUGAAGCUUACGUCAAACAAAGAGGCUAUAUUUUGCUUUCUGUGGAGAGAUAUGGAAAGUUAUUGGAAGAAGUUGGAUUCGAAAGAGUGCAGGCACAAGAUAGAACAGAUCAAUUCGUUGAUAUCCUUCGAAAAGAAAUUGAAAGAGUUGUCGCCAGCAGGGAUGCAUUCUUAAAAGAUUUCACAGAAUCAGAUUAUCGGGCAUUAGUGGAUGGAUGGAUGAGCAAAUUGAAAAGAUGUGAUAAAGGAGACCAAAAGUGGGGUCUGUUCUUUGCCAUCAAAAACUGA